AAAAAGCUUCGUCUUUCAUGUCCGCGCAACAUGGUGGUGUGGCGGCUUCCAUUAUCGGACGCCGCCACCCGCUAGCUUCGUUGCUAACUUUUCGGUUUAAAGUUACUUCUUCGUUUCUGCCAGUGAAAACGCAAACGCACGAAGAUCUCUUCGAACAAGUUACUUCAUUUUUAUUUGAUGUGGACCAGCCCAACUCCUUCACACGCUCAAAUGGGUGACGGGAUAGUUCGUUGAUGUAAAUUUUAAUCAUUAUUAUUUUUUUUAAAUCAAGAAACCUUUCUCCCCCCCCGCCCUUAAAUUCAAAAUUACAUAGCGGCAGUGUCUCACCAGAUGGCGCUGUUUCUUUUAUAACACCGUAACCGGUGAACUCGUGCAAAGUAGAGACCAUCUAAAAAUAAAAUAAAAAUUCCCACCCAUUUAAAAUAGUCACAAGUUGUUAAGCAUUUUAAAUAUAUUGCAACAUCCCAAAAAAUUUAGUCAUAAAAUGUACAGGAAAAUACUGUACAGUAUUGUCACGAUUAGCGAAAAUCCGCGAGUACAGUGAAAAUUAACCCUUGCAUAUUUGUAGUUCCGUGUUCACCUAUUUGUGAAUUUUUGGGGAGAACCUAUUAGAUGUCCAGCUGUUAAUCCUUUGACAACUAAUUGAUUAUCAAAUUAAUUGACAGCUAUUUUCAUAAUCGAUUUAGUCGUUUAGAUACCUUGUUUAACUUAAAAUUGUCCAGAUGCUUGGAAUUUCAGUUGCUCAACAGUAAGUAUUCUCAGAUUUCUGUUGUUCUCCAUGAAAGGAGACUGGUUAUCGUUGUGCUCAAUCAAAAUAAGACAUUUGCAAACAUCUGUUUUACUUUGGGGAAACAAUGAGGCACAUGUUUGCCUAUUUUCUGACAGAUGUUACGGACCAAACCAGUAACUGAAUCAGAAUUAAUUCAUGUUUGUGUAUUUUCUGCCCCAUCAAUUUGAAAUGUCCCGUUUUAGAAUAAUGGGAAGUAAUUCAUCUUUAAAAUCUAAUUAAUCGAUAUUUGAAAAAAGUCAUCGACAGAUUAAUCGGUCAUUAAAAUAAUCGUUAGUCGCAGCCCGAGAAUCACCAUCGAAGCAUCUACAUCAAUAUCGCAAUGAAUUGCUACCUAAAGAAUUGAAAUGGAAUCGGGAGGUUCUUAACAAUGCCCGGCCUUGGUCCAAUGCCAUGUGUCAUACAAAAACAUUGCUAUGGUGCCAUCUUGUUUGCUCUUGUUGACGUACAAGCUACACGUUGGUCAUAGCAUGUUUAAUAAAUACAAGGUGAAGCGGACUCGCGUCUUCCUUCUACUUUUCUGUAUGUGGUCCUCAGUGGGAAAACUCCGUAGCGUCGUCGGUGUGAUUUAUAAAAGAGACGCCACAGACGAGUAUGUUGGCUUUGAAGUGAUUUUGUUUGAUUCUGUGCGUCAGAUGUCAUUGGUGGACUUGGGCAAGCGUCUGCUGGAGGCGGCGCGUAAAGGUCUGGACGACGAGGUGAGGAACCUGAUGGCCAACGGCGCUCCGUUCACCACGGACUGGCUGGGGACGUCCCCCCUUCAUCUGGCCGCCCAGCACGGCCACUACUCCACCGCGGACGUCCUGCUGCGAGCGGGCGUCAGUCGCGACGCGCGCACCAAAGUGGACCGGACACCUCUGCACAUGGCCGCCGCCGAGGGCCACACCAUCAUCGUGGAGCUGCUAGUCAGGAGCGGCGCCGACAUCAACGCCAAAGACAUGCUGAAGAUGACGGCGCUGCACUGGGCGGCGCAGCACGGCCACCACGGCGUGGUGGAGACGCUCAUCAAGCACGGCGCCGACGUGCACGCGCUCAGCAAGUUCGACAAGACGCCCUUCGACAUCGCCGUCGACAUCCAGAACACGGAACUCAUGCUGUUGCUGCAGGAGGGCAUGCAGAACCAAGUGAAUAUGAACCAGGUGAGCAUGAACAUGGAGUCCAGCAACACCAGCAACCAGCCGCAGUUCAUCAUCCAGGGCAUUCCGUCCAUUCAGGGAGGGGUUGUCAACUUGGCGGACCUGCUCAACAAGGCCAGCAUGGGAGAAUCUGAGGAAGCGAUGGCUGCCAACGCUCUGGACAGCAACAUCCAGCACACUGCCGUGGUCAAUGAGGGAGGUCAGAGGGUCAUCACCAUUGUAACGGACCAACAUGGCAACCUGCAGACCACCGGAGGGAUGUCGCAGCCCUUUUUCGUCACCAUGCAGCAUGGGCAGCAAAUGCUGGCGGUGCCAGCCAACACGGUGACGGAGGAGGUGGUGGCGGAGGAGUCGCAGGCGCCGCCCUCCAGGAAGAGGAAGUUGGAGGUGGCCAAUAAUCACAACGACACAGGAGAGACGGAGCUGCUGCAGAGGCAGCUGCAGGAGGCCAAAAGGAAGGCCCAGGAGUACCGGCAGCAGCUGAUGCGCAAGGAGCAGGAGGCCGAGGAGUACCGCAUCAAACUGGAGGCCAUGGCCCAGAGCCAGGCGGGCACCGGCGCCAACGUAAGCCCCGAGGAGGUGGUGGGCGGCGACGAGGACGAGGUCGCGGCGGUGAGCGUGGUGGAGGACGAGGGCGAGAUGGUUGUGCUGCAGGAGGGAGGCAUCAUCAUGGAGGGCGACGGGGGCCGCGUCACGCUCUUGGAGACUGGGGGAGAACCCGCGGGUGCCAGCUCAUAACGCAACCGAAAGGGACCACGGGGAAGAUGUCUUAACACGGGACUGACGUGGCGCCAUCUUUCCAGCGGUUUUUGUUCAAAAUCGUGUCAAUUAACCACACGGGAUCAUUGAUGGCGCUAAGUUUCCUCUUUGACCGCAUUUGGCCACUUAGACUUCCCUGCCUUCCCUGUGUUGUUCUUCACUUCCUUGUUGUCAACUUUUUUUUUUUUUUUUUUUUAUCACGUACUUCCUUCUUGGAAGGUUUUGGGGAUAAAAGUACCACACUCAACUCUCUGCCAAACUGUGACCGUGGAAAAGAUUUCCCACCUGAUUGACAUUAUUUAGUAGUUAGUUUAUCAAUAAGUCAAUAUCACAACAAUUUAUCCAAAUCUGUUACAUUCAAGCCUUAGUCCUCUUUAUUCAGAAAACUCACAUCAUAUCAACAUUUCAACAUCUGGUUAUUAUCGACUCUGACUAAACAGUGUUAGAAAUUGGUAACUGUAAAAACGGAAAUGAAAACAGUAAGUGACACAUUUGUACUUUUUAAUGACAUUGUUGCUUAUUGGGAAUUCAUUUGCAGUGAGAAUAUCAUGGGGAUAAAAGUACCACAGUUCUUUUUGCCAAACUGACUGUGGAGGACAUUACCCACCUGAAGUAAAUUCUUCAAUCCUGUGCAUCACGUCUUGAGGAUUUUAUUUUUUUCAGGUUAUUGUGCAAAUAUUGGCAACCAGCGUGAACAUUGUUGCAGUCAUUGAACGCGGUUGUUCUCUAUUGUUGACAGUGAACAGAUGUAUUGCUGACGAGUGAACUGCUGUUGAGGAGAAAACUUUUCUGUUGUUGUCCCCAAUUGCAUUUUCCAGUUUUCAAACUUGAUUAUUGGAUCCCUGGAGAUGAAAUAUUUUCUUCUUGUGUGAAAUGUGCAGCAGAAUUUCAUGUUUUGUCCUUCCCGGCCCAUCUUCAUCUGUUCUGUGAGUUGUGUGUGUGUUUUUUUUUUUUUUUUCUCCCCCCCUCGACUCAACAGCCUUUUUCUAUGUACAUAUAAAGUUGUAUUUUUUUAACUGUACUUGACUGCUUCACCAUGUUGAUGAUAGCAAUGCUAAUCUGAUGAAUAUAAACACUUGUUU
This is a messenger RNA of Phycodurus eques (leafy seadragon), 3764 nucleotides long. RefSeq names its product GA binding protein transcription factor subunit beta 2a (gene gabpb2a). Gene Ontology annotation, molecular function: transcription cis-regulatory region binding; protein binding. The record is from RefSeq and is a predicted model, not a curated record. Gene Ontology annotation, biological process: positive regulation of transcription by RNA polymerase II. The transcript is spliced from 7 exons. The coding region runs from base 1204 to 2661 and encodes 485 amino acids. Lineage: Eukaryota; Metazoa; Chordata; Actinopteri; Syngnathiformes; Syngnathidae. Gene Ontology annotation, cellular component: nucleus.